Molecule: messenger RNA, 615 nt
Organism: Pichia kudriavzevii
Lineage: Eukaryota; Fungi; Ascomycota; Pichiomycetes; Pichiales; Pichiaceae
Exons: 1
Coding region: 1-615 (204 amino acids)
Biological process (GO): mitochondrial respiratory chain complex IV assembly
Cellular component (GO): mitochondrial inner membrane
Source: RefSeq, a predicted model, not a curated record
AUGCUAAUGCUCAGCAGAAAAUCUACCCGGAGCUUUGCGUCCAUCAACAAACUGGCAUUAAUGUCCAUGCGUACAUUUUCUACAGCAAAACAACAAUUUGCAAUCUCUCGUAAGCAUAACUAUGAAACUGACGCUACAAUUUCUAUUGAUCCAAUCACCGGUAAAAAGAUUUUCAAGAAACCUAUGACUAUAAACACGGAGUUACCAGACGAUCCAAGACCAAAGCAAAGAUUCCAGUCAGCUUUGGCGUUUGUAGUUUUUGCUGUCGGCAUGACCGCUGCAUGUGCAGGAAUUUUCAACUAUGAAAAAACAUCAUCUCCUAUUAUGAAUGCUACAAUGUAUUUCCUUAGACGUAGUAAAGAUGCUAGAGAAUUGUUAGGCCGUAAGAUCACAUACGAUGGUAUGAUUCCUUGGAUUCAUGGGGAAGUGAACACUAUGAAAGGUGUGGUUGAUUGUUAUACCUACAUUUCAGGUGACAAGGCAUCUGCCAAAAUGAUUUUAAAGGCAGAAAAAGAUUCACAAGAUAGAUUUGUCAUAAGGGAAUGGACCUUAACCUCUGAUGACGGUAGGGUCGUUGACUUAUCGUCGGAUGCCAGUGUCGAUUUGGUCUUUUGA